Molecule: messenger RNA, 3689 nt
Organism: Paramecium pentaurelia
Lineage: Eukaryota; Ciliophora; Oligohymenophorea; Peniculida; Parameciidae
Source: the annotation of a GenBank genome assembly
AUGACAAUACUGAAGACCUUUUUACUAGAAGUAAAGUAAUAAAAGCAAAGAGAUGAAUAUCUAAAUAUUAAAUAGGAUGUUUUGUAAGAUUGUGAUCUAAUCGAUAAAUUGAGAAGAGAUUCAGUAAAGUUUAUUGAAAUUUUAGAGUAUGAGAUAAGAAAAACAAUAUCCUUCUCUAAAUUUAGAUACAUAGAUGUAAUAAAGAAAUAUGAUAAAUUAAAAGAAUAAAUUAUAGGGAUGUAGUAAGAAUGGAUUUCAUUACCAAAAUUAUUUAAUUAACCUACACUAGCAAUAACAUGGAACAUAAAAUCAAUGACAGAAGCAGAAAAACAUUAAUUAAAGUUAAUUAAAUAAAAUAAGCCUAAACAUAAAGAAUACAGAAGAAAAUGUGAGGAAUUGUUAGAUAGUAUGUUUAGAUUUUAUGUGGAAGUAUAAUAGUUAUAAUCAUUCUUAAAUAUAAAUUAUGAAGCUACUAGAAAAAUAAUUAAAAAGUUUAAAAAAUAAGAGAUAAGAGGAAUAAUGGAGGUAAAUGAGAACAUUUUUUAAAAAGUUAUUGAAUUUUAAAAUGAAAUUCAUGAAUUACCUAAAAGAUUAAAAAUGAUAAAGGACGAAACAGAAUCAAUAAUUAUUUAAAAUUUCUAUAAACAUGAUAAGUAAAAAUUAUUAUAAAAUUUAUAGUCCAAAAAAGUGUCGAGAAUUUUUGAGAAGAUAUACAGAACAAAAUCAAUUAUCAAAUGAAAGUAUAUUUUAUUUUGGAUUUUUUGCUGGAUUUGCUGCUUUAAUGAUUAUAAUUCUUUUAUUAAUGAGAUAUGAUGGAUAUUUGGAUCCAAACUCUGAUAAAGUUUUUAAUAAAGUUUUUCCUUGUUUCAGAGGAGUUGCAUUAUUUAUAUUUUACUUUUGGAUGAUAUCUCUUGAUGUAGCAGGAUGGAAUUACUUUAAUGUUAAUUAUAAGCUAUAUUUGGGAUUCAAUCAUCAUUAUUCAACAUUAUCUGAAAUAUUAAAAAGAGUUACUAUUUUUAGUACAAUUUAUUUAUUAAUAUUCAUAAUUUAUUGUGUUUAAGAAGAAGAUAUUGGAAAAUUAGCUUAAGAAUUAUAAGUUUUUGAUGUAAGACUAUAUCCUCUAAUAAUAUGGGUAUGCUUGUUGAUAUAUGUUUUUUAUCCAUUUAAAAAGAUAUUUAAUCCAGAAGGAAAGAAAUAUAUGUUCUAAAUGUUUUAUGGAAUGAUAUGGGGAUUUAUAUUUAAUUAUGAAUCAAGAUAUACAUUUAUGGCAGAUUAAUUCGCAUCNGAUACAUAGAUGUAAUAAAGAAAUAUGAUAAAUUAAAAGAAUAAAUUAUAGGGAUGUAGUAAGAAUGGAUUUCAUUACCAAAAUUAUUUAAUUAACCUACACUAGCAAUAACAUGGAACAUAAAAUCAAUGACAGAAGCAGAAAAACAUUAAUUAAAGUUAAUUAAAUAAAAUAAGCCUAAACAUAAAGAAUACAGAAGAAAAUGUGAGGAAUUGUUAGAUAGUAUGUUUAGAUUUUAUGUGGAAGUAUAAUAGUUAUAAUCAUUCUUAAAUAUAAAUUAUGAAGCUACUAGAAAAAUAAUUAAAAAGUUUAAAAAAUAAGAGAUAAGAGGAAUAAUGGAGGUAAAUGAGAACAUUUUUUAAAAAGUUAUUGAAUUUUAAAAUGAAAUUCAUGAAUUACCUAAAAGAUUAAAAAUGAUAAAGGACGAAACAGAAUCAAUAAUUAUUUAAAAUUUCUAUAAACAUGAUAAGUAAAAAUUAUUAUAAAAUUUAUAGUCCAAAAAAGUGUCGAGAAUUUUUGAGAAGAUAUACAGAACAAAAUCAAUUAUCAAAUGAAAGUAUAUUUUAUUUUGGAUUUUUUGCUGGAUUUGCUGCUUUAAUGAUUAUAAUUCUUUUAUUAAUGAGAUAUGAUGGAUAUUUGGAUCCAAACUCUGAUAAAGUUUUUAAUAAAGUUUUUCCUUGUUUCAGAGGAGUUGCAUUAUUUAUAUUUUACUUUUGGAUGAUAUCUCUUGAUGUAGCAGGAUGGAAUUACUUUAAUGUUAAUUAUAAGCUAUAUUUGGGAUUCAAUCAUCAUUAUUCAACAUUAUCUGAAAUAUUAAAAAGAGUUACUAUUUUUAGUACAAUUUAUUUAUUAAUAUUCAUAAUUUAUUGUGUUUAAGAAGAAGAUAUUGGAAAAUUAGCUUAAGAAUUAUAAGUUUUUGAUGUAAGACUAUAUCCUCUAAUAAUAUGGGUAUGCUUGUUGAUAUAUGUUUUUUAUCCAUUUAAAAAGAUAUUUAAUCCAGAAGGAAAGAAAUAUAUGUUCUAAAUGUUUUAUGGAAUGAUAUGGGGAUUUAUAUUUAAUUAUGAAUCAAGAUAUACAUUUAUGGCAGAUUAAUUCGCAUCAUUUACUACUCCAAUCAGAGAUUUAGACUAUACAAUCUGUUAUUAUUAUUAUAUUGUAAAUUAUCAUUUUAUUUUAGAUAUUCAAAGGUUAUGAACAUGAUGGAUAAUGUGAACCUAGGACAAGAUUUACUAGUGCACUUCCAGCAACAGUUCCUUAUUUAAUUAAAUGUGCUCACUAUAUAGUUAGAGCAAAAGUUAAAGGUAAAUUAUUUGGAACAGAUGAAUGGUAUAACUUUUUAAAGACUGCAAAUGCUGCAUAAGUUGGAGUCUGGUCAUUUUUGGCUAGAAGAAAUCCUGAUGUUACUGAAUUUAGAAUCAUUUGGAUAAUUGUAGCUAUAAUAAGUACAUUUUGGCAAUAUUAUUGGGAUUUAGCUAAAGAUUUUUUAUUUUUUGAAAAAGAUUCAAAAUAUAAAUUCCUUAGAAAUGAUUUAGGAUAUAAUAGUCCAACAAUAUAUUAUAUUUUUGCUGGUGUAAAUUUAAUAUUAAGAUGUACUUGGGUGUUAUCAUUAUCACCAGAUAUUUGUAAAUUAUUUGGUAUCAAGAAUGAAUUAUUUAUUUUAUUGGUUGGAUUUUUGGAAAUGAGUAGAAGAUUCCUUAAUAAUUUUUUAAAAGUUGAAAAAGAACAUAUUGUUAAUUUACGUUCAUUGAAGGUUGUAUAAGAUCUAAAGUAUCCAUUUUAAGUUCAUAAGGAAUUAGUUGAAUUUAAUAAUCGUGAUCAUUGGUCUGUUUCUUCAUUUCUAUAACCUAACUCAGGAUUUCAAUCUUUAAAAGAUGAUGUAGAAUUUGAAAAUAGGCCAAGUUUUGUUUAAAUAUUCAAAGGACUAACUUAAUAGAUUGAUUAAGCAAGAUAACCACCACAGAAUAGUAAUAAUGAAUAAAGAAUCUCAUAAUAUACAUAAAAUAUCAAUAGAGUUACAAAUGUGAAACUACCACUUAAAAAAUCUGAAAGCAAAUAAGAAAUUUAUUUAGAGUAUCAAUAGAGAGAAUCAAGAUAUUCAAAUGGAACAUAAUUUUUAAAGAUACCUCUUAUGAAAAAUGUUAGUUAACUUAAUUAUUAAUCUGUAUAAUCUUCUUAUAAUGAUAAUUUAUCAGAUGUUGAAGAUAAAAAUAAUGCUGAUUAAGAGAGAGACACAUUACAUGAUAUAAGAUUGGCAACAGAAGAAAAUUAAAUAAUUGAAAAAGGUAAAAAGAAAGAAAGUUUAGAGAGAUAAUGGAUUAAAGAGUUAAAAUAAGAAAAUAAAAAAUACAAAAAAUUAAUUUAUAAAAGAUAUGAAAUAUUUAGAGUGUAAAAAACAACUGAAUGA